Messenger RNA from Papaver somniferum (opium poppy), 947 nucleotides. Its product is annotated as cyclase-like protein 2. The coding region runs from base 9 to 947 and encodes 312 amino acids. The transcript has 6 exons. Gene Ontology annotation, molecular function: arylformamidase activity. Lineage: Eukaryota; Viridiplantae; Streptophyta; Magnoliopsida; Ranunculales; Papaveraceae. The record is from RefSeq and is a predicted model, not a curated record.
ACCAACUGAUGCUUCAACAAAAAAAAAAAAAAAUUACAACUGUGAGGCAUUCAACUCGAUCCCCAUUGAAAAGACAAAGGCUAACGAUAGAGCUGAAGACGAUGAGGCUGAAUAGCAAUCCUCAGUUGAUUAUGCUACUAUGUGCUUCUGUUGUGGUAUCCUUUGCGGUGAUCUCUUCCUCUGCAACAUCAACGGAAGCUUACCCAUCUGAUACUUACAAAGCUUGGAGUAGUGAUGGUGAGGCUGAAAUCACUAUGGAGCUAGUCCCACCAAGAAGGGAAGUUCAUGGAGGAGGAAGAAUUAUUGAUAUCAGUCACACUUUUAGAAGUACUAUGCCUAAGUGGGGAUCAUCUGAAGGAUUAGGCCAGUUCUUGACAAUACAUGACGGUGACAGUAUGAAUAAUGGUUCCAAUGCUAACUUUUCUGAGAUGAAGUUGCCUAUACAUACUGGAACCCAUGUUGAUGCGCCUGGACAUGUUUUUGAUCAUUAUUUUGAUGCUGGUUUCGAUGUUGAUACACUUGAUCUUGACGUCCUCAAUGGUCCGGCAUUAUUAAUGGAUGUUCCAAGAAACAAGAAUAUAACUGGUGAAGUUAUGAAAUCCUUAAACAUCCCUAAAGGAGUUAGUCGUGUUCUUUUCAGAACAUUAAACACUGACAGACUCAUGUGGAAAAGUGAGUUCGAUACAAGCUAUGUAGGAUUUAUGAGAGAUGGUGCAAAAUGGCUAGUAGAAAACACUGAUAUCAAGCUAGUUGUUGAUUACUUAUCUGUUGCUGCGUAUGACGAUCUAAUUACUUCUCAUCUUGUUUUCCUCGAAGGCAGGGAGAUCAUUCUUGUGGAAGGCCUAAAAUUGGAUGACGUUAAGGCAGGAAUGUACAAUGUGCACUGCUUGCUGCUAAGGUUAUUUGGUGCCGAGGGAUCACCAAUACGAUGCAUUCUCAUCAGAUGA